AUGGCGGAUGAUCCUACGUCUCAGGCCAACUAUACAGAGAUCGCUACAGAACAUGUAUCAUUCAAAUGGACUAUCGACUUUGCGAACCAGAAAAUUGCUGGCUCUGCAACUCAUGAUCUUAGAGUCUUGAAGGACGACAUUGGUGAAGUGAUCUUUGACACAGCAGAUCUGGUCCUUGAGUCUGUAGAAGUAGAGGGGAAGUCGGCUUCAUAUGAAGUCAAACCAAAGCAUCCGAUUAUGGGCUCUGCGCUCCACAUUCCUCUUCCGUCUGGACUCAAGUCUGGAUCCUUAAUCAAAGCGACGAUCAAGUACGAAACUACGAAGGAAUGUACGGCUCUCCAAUGGCUAGCGAAAGAACAAACGCAGGGAAAAUCGUUCCCAUAUCUGUUUAGUCAGUGCCAGCCUAUAUACGCGCGAGCGAUGGCCCCAGUACAGGACUCCCCAUCAGUCAAGAUCAAAUACUCUGCGGAAGUCACGUCGAUUCUCCCCGCUCUUAUGUCCGCUAUUCGUCAAUCGCCCCCAUCGGAUGGACCUGCCCAUGACGGAAAAGUCAUCGGGAAAGAUGCAGUCACUUACGUUUAUCACCAACCAAUUCCAAUUCCAUCCUACUUGAUCGCCAUCGCAGCAGGAAAUGUGGUUUACCGUCCCUUUCCUCGUCUCCCUGGCAAGGAAUGGACUUGCGGAAUCUGGUCGGAGCCAGAGUUAAUUGAAGCUGCUUACUGGGAAUUCAGCGAAGAUACUGCACGCUUCCUCGCAUCAGCAGAAGACAUCGUGGUUCCGUAUCGCUUUGGCGUGUACGACUUGUUGGUUUUACCUCCAUCGUUCCCCUACGGAGGAAUGGAAAACGCUUGCUUGACGUUCCUGACUCCUACUUUACUUGCUGGGGACCGCACCCUGGUAGAUGUCAUUGCCCAUGAACUCACCCAUUCUUGGUUCGGAAAUGGCGUAACGCACGCGCACGCUUCCCACUUUUGGCUCAACGAGGGAUGGACCACCUAUAUCGAGCGACUCUUGUUGCAAGUCAUCCACUCACCUGCUGAACGAGGUUUUUCCUUCAUCAUUGGGAACAAAGCUCUGAAAGACGAUUUGGAGAUGUAUGUCGACCGACCGAAAUAUCAACGACUCGUGAUCGAAUUCGAGAAAGGAGAAGACCCAGAUGACGCUUACAGUGGAAUUCCAUAUGAUAAAGGUGCCAAUCUGAUUUUACAUCUCGAGAGGACCCUCGGCGGACUGGAUGUUUUUUUACCAUACGUCCGAGACUAUGUGUCUACUUUUAUGGGGAAGAGCAUUACAACGCAACAGUGGAAAUCGCAUCUAUACGGGUACUACGAGAGGAACGGCGGCGCGGAGAAAAUCAAGGCCCUCGACAGUAUUGACUGGGAGGCUUGGUUCUACGGCGAGGGCUUGGAACUCCCCGUCAAGAUGGAGUACGAUUCGAGCUUAGCGGAGUCAGCUUACAAGCUUGCUGAACGUUGGGACUCUUCUCGAUCAGUCGAAAUUUCGAAGUUGGCGUUCCAGGCAAAUGAUUUGGACGCGUUUAGCUCUACUCAAAAAGUUGUCUUUCUGGAGCGCCUGCAAUCUUAUAAACCCCUUCCUUCGAGCCACAUCGAGCAUCUAGCUUCGUUAUACAAAGUGUCCUCUACUCACAAUGCAGAAAUUCGACUGCGAUUCUAUCAGUUUUCACUGGUUGAUCCAUCGUCUCCUGCUGCUCAGAAAUAUGCGGCGGAGGCAGCGGACUGGGUCAUCGGUGGUGGAAGUGGUAUGGUCGUGGGUAGGAUGAAGUUUUGUCGAGAUGUUUUCCGUGCGGUGUUCAAAGUGAACAAGGAUCUUGCGGUAAAUGCGUUUCAGAAGGAGAAGAAUUCAUUCCAUCCUAUUGCGAGAAAGUUGAUCGAGAAGGAAAGCAUGCGCUUGAGAAUGUUGUGA
Lentinula edodes (shiitake mushroom) is the source of this 1923-nucleotide messenger RNA. RefSeq names its product peptidase family M1-domain-containing protein. Gene Ontology annotation, molecular function: metallopeptidase activity; aminopeptidase activity; epoxide hydrolase activity. Gene Ontology annotation, cellular component: cytosol. The record is from RefSeq and is a predicted model, not a curated record. Gene Ontology annotation, biological process: proteolysis. Bases 1 to 1923 code for a protein of 640 amino acids. The transcript has 15 exons. Lineage: Eukaryota; Fungi; Basidiomycota; Agaricomycetes; Agaricales; Omphalotaceae.